CACACACAUUCAACUUCUAUCUAUGGCAUCAUUAUCUUCUCUUUGUUUUAUUUCAUAUGACUUGAAAUGUCCACUAGAUGGCGACCUUCUUGUUGCAAGCAAAGCUUUACUACAAUUUCCUCUGAAUUUCUGUUGCGGAUAUUCAAUAUUUGUAAAGAGACAGUUAACUGCUUUCUGGUGGUUCCUUCAGUUCAUAAAUAGUGGGAAAUGCAUGACAGUAUUCUCUACAGGUCAGCGUUUGCAAAGAACUUUGUUUUUACUUCAAAGUCCUUGUCGUUGUCAAUGACGAUGUUUGGACGAACACGCCCACCCAACCAGGAAAUCGUUUCAAAGUUAUGCACCGAUUUCGGGCGAAACGAAACUACGUGAAAACCUGUGAAGCGUUACACAGCACAAACGAAGAAUGGCAGAAGCGGCUCCAAGUAACCAGGACAUUUUUACAUGCCCGGUUUGCCUUGAUAUUCUGAAUUAUCCGGUAACUAUUCUCUGUGGACACACUUACUGUAUGGGCUGCAUUACGAGCUGCUGGGAUCGGGAAGAUCAGAAGGGAGUCUACAGCUGCCCCCAGUGCAGACAGACGUUCACCCCAAGACCCGUUUUAAACAAAAAUAGUAUUGUUGCUGAACUGGUGGAACAGAUCAAGAAGACCAGAAUCCAAGCUGCUGCUCCUGUUCCAUGUAGGCCUACUGCUGGACCUGGAGAUGUGGAGUGUGACGUCUGCACUGGGAGAAAACUCAAAGCUGUGAAGUCAUGUCUGGAUUGUCUGUUGUCAUACUGUGAAACUCACUACAAAGCUCACAAUGAUGUCAACCCCGGAAGAAAACACUCAGUGAUUGAUGCCACAGGCCAGCUACAGGAGAGGAUCUGCACCCAACAUGAGAAGCCUCUGGAGAUAUUUUGUCGUACGGAUCUAAGUUGUGUUUGUUUGCUCUGUCUGGUGGUUGAACACAAAGGCCAUGACACUGUGUCAGCCUCUGCAGGGAGGAGAGAGAAACAGACACACUUGGGGAAGACCCAGAGUAAAAUCCAGCAGAGAAUCCAGGAGAGAGAGAAGGAGCUGCAGGACCUGAGGAAGGCUGUGGAGACUCUCAAGGUGAGUACUGACCAGAGGAGAGGAGGACAACAGCUGGCUGCUGGAGGAGCCAUUUCAGGCUCAAUCAGGGCUCUCCUCCAGUCAGCCAGACAGGAGUCUGUAAUGCUGAGCCACUUCCCAGCUCCUCUGAGCCACACUGUGGGUACCAGGCUGUGUGGAGGAGCUGAGUGAGUGGGCUGCUUUAGAUGGAC
Molecule: messenger RNA, 1284 nt
Organism: Clupea harengus (Atlantic herring)
Lineage: Eukaryota; Metazoa; Chordata; Actinopteri; Clupeiformes; Clupeidae
Product: E3 ubiquitin-protein ligase TRIM47-like
Exons: 2
Coding region: 404-1264 (286 amino acids)
Source: RefSeq, a predicted model, not a curated record